AAAACAAACACACACCCUUUAAUGGGAUAGUGGUUUAUGUGUGAUCGCACACAUCCCAACAUGGAGCUAUCUGUGGCAUUUGGAUUCCGAUCACAGAACCUCUCACCCUUUCCACACAUACCCUUUUCUCCCAUCAAGCACCCUUUCAAGCAUCAACUACCCUCUUCAACCAAGUUCAAAACCAAACCCAAGACCACUACACUCACAGUUACAGCAAAGAGAAAGACACCCAUUGAAGGUGUGAGCGAGGAGUUGAACGCCAUAGCUUCUUAUAACCUUGACUUUGCUUACUCUCGAAGAACGGUCCGUGCAGCUUUCGCUGAGGUGCAGCAGCAGCUGGAUCAUUGCUUGUUCAAGAAUGCUCCUGCUGGGAUCAGAACUGAAGAAUGGUAUGAAAGGAACUCGAGGGGAUUGGAAAUUUUCUGCAAAAGCUGGAUGCCAAAGCCUGGCAUUCCAAUCAAGGCUUCCGUUUGUUUCUGUCAUGGAUAUGGUGAUACUUGCACCUUCUUCUUUGAAGGUAUAGCCAGGAGAAUUGCUGCAUCUGGGUAUGGCGUUUUUUCUAUGGACUAUCCAGGUUUUGGUCUUUCAGAAGGAUUACAUGGUUAUAUACCAAACUUUGAUUAUCUAGUUGAUGAUGUUAUAGAGCAUUAUACAAAAGUUAAAGCAAGGCCUGAUCUGAGAGAGUUACCUCGAUUUAUAUUGGGGCAAUCAAUGGGUGGAGCAGUUACUCUUAAAGUUCAUUUGAAGGAGCCACAUAAUUGGGAUGGAGUGAUACUUGUAGCACCUAUGUGUAAAAUUGCAGAUGACGUGUUACCAUCAGAUGCAGUUUUGAAGGUAUUAACUCUUCUGUCUAAAGUGAUGCCAAAAGCAAAACUCUUCCCACAGCAAGAUCUAGCUGAGCUGGCCUUCAGAGAACCAAGCAAAAGAAAAUUGGCUGUUUACAAUGUGAUUUGUUAUGAUGAUCAACCACGAUUGAAAACUGGCAUGGAACUUUUAAGGACCACUAAAGAAAUAGAGUCACGAGUACAGGAGGUUUCAGCGCCAUUAUUGAUUCUGCAUGGAGCAGCAGAUAAGGUGACAGAUCCAUUAGUGAGCCAAUUUCUUUAUGAAAAAGCAUCUAGCAAGGAUAAGACCCUAAAGAUCUAUGAAGGUGGUUACCACUGCAUUUUGGAAGGGGAACCUGAUGACAGAAUAUUUGCUGUACAUGAUGACAUUGUCUCUUGGCUUGAUUUUAGAUGUUCAAUUUUGUGAGGUUUAUACCACGGAAUAUUUCCUUCAUCUUCCUUAGUCAAAUAAUGCUUUCAUGAUAUCUUAAUUGUUCAAUGUCCUAACUACUUUGAUUGUAAUAGUUGGACAGUGAUAAAUUAGAAGAAUGAUCCAA
Messenger RNA from Gastrolobium bilobum, 1381 nucleotides. RefSeq names its product caffeoylshikimate esterase-like. The transcript is spliced from 8 exons. Gene Ontology annotation, molecular function: lipase activity. Gene Ontology annotation, cellular component: membrane. The record is from RefSeq and is a predicted model, not a curated record. Lineage: Eukaryota; Viridiplantae; Streptophyta; Magnoliopsida; Fabales; Fabaceae. Bases 37 to 1251 code for a protein of 404 amino acids.